Molecule: messenger RNA, 3774 nt
Organism: Coffea eugenioides
Lineage: Eukaryota; Viridiplantae; Streptophyta; Magnoliopsida; Gentianales; Rubiaceae
Product: myosin-binding protein 2
Exons: 4
Coding region: 117-3038 (973 amino acids)
Molecular function (GO): myosin binding
Source: RefSeq, a predicted model, not a curated record
CACUUUGAUCUACCUCUUUUCUCUUCUCUGCUACCUCUUUCUUUUCUGUCCAUUCCACCUCAAAACCACUCUCUCUCUCUCUCUCUGGUGUAUGUUGAAGAAUUUGAUCAUCAAAAAUGGCAGCAAAUAAGUUUGCAACUAUGGUACAUAGGAAUACCAAUAAGAUUUCACUUAUUCUUAUCUAUGCAGUUCUUGAAUGGACUUUGAUAGUUCUGCUACUGCUAAAUUCUCUGUUUUCUUAUCUGAUCAUCAAAUUUGCUGAAUAUGUUGGGCUAAAACCACCCUGCCUUUGGUGUUCUAGAGUUGAUCACGUCUUUGAGCCAGCAAAAAACAAGAACAUGCACAGAGAUCUUCUCUGUGAGGCUCAUGCUGCAGAGAUUUCUCAAUUGGGAUAUUGUUCAAACCAUCAAAAGUUGGUUCAGUCGCAGGAUAUGUGUGAGGAUUGCUUGUCCUCGAGACCGGAAAUUCGGGCAAAGAAUCUAACUUUAUUGCCAUGGAUGAAAGAAAUGGGAAUGGUUCAAAGGGAUGGAGGAGAUGAUGAUACAGUAGUGCUUGAGAAUGCAGGUGAGGUGAAUUUGAAGUGUUCUUGCUGUGGUGUAGAGUCGGAUAGUAAUAAGUAUUCUUCUUAUAUUCUGAUCAAGUCUUCUUCUUGGGAUGUCUUGGAAUAUUCUGAUGAGAAAACAAGUUUGAUCACAGAGGUUAAACAUGAAGGUCAUCAUCUUGAGGAAGAAGGCAGCGAUUUGUUGGAGAAAAACAGAUCAGAUUUCAAUACUGAUCAGUGUGAAAAUGGCCCUGCUUUUGGAAACAAGGAUGAAAAUCAGAUGCUUUCUGAGUUUUGUGAUGGUUUUAUCAUAAUGGAGGAAGAAGCAGAGAAUCUUUCUGUUUCUCUGCCUAUCUCCGAGUUGAAAGAAACAGAAGAAGCUGUGGAAAAGGAGGAAGAACUGAUUGUUAAGGAAAAUGAAAAAAUUACCAUGAAGGAUAAAUCUGUUCAGGUUUCUCUAGAAGAGGAUGCCUCUGUCAAAAUCCUGCCUCACCAUUUGGAAUUCUUUUUUGAUUACACUGGUAAUAAGUUAGUUCCAGUUGAUAUGAUCGAUUCAGCAACUGAGGAAGAUCAGAUGACUUACACAAAUAAGGAUGAGGAUCAGACUCAUGAUGAUAUUCAAGAAGCAAAUUUGGAGACUGAGGUGAACUGUAAGGAUGACAUUGAAAUGGUUGUGGAAAAUAAGUGCAGAGAAUUGGGGUCGGAGGCAGCAAUGUCUAGCUAUAGAAGUGAAGAGGAGCCCAAGUACGCUAUACUCGAAUCUGUGGAAAUGGAAGAGGAUGAAAAUUCUUGGGUUUUCCAAGCUGUUGAAUCUCAUUCACCAAGGGAUGUGUUUGAACAAUUUGAAGUUACAACUCCAUCUCCAAAAACGGAUGAUUUUCCCGCAAUGCUAGCAGCAGAAGAGGAAGACAAACACAUUGAUUUUCCUCCAGCGUUUGAAGAAGUUUCUCAAGUGCAAGUUAAUGAGACUGAUGCAGAGGUCUCAAUUGGUACUGAAAUUCCUGAUUUGGAUGCAACAGACGAUGUUCAACUUCAAGAUACUAUUAGUUCCUACGAAUGUACACCCAAAGAUCCUUCCUCAAGUUUGGCAAUUAUGCAAGUCGAUUCUGACCAUGGUACUGAGGAAGCUCUGGCAUGGACAAUAGAAUUGCACACCUCGUCAGUUGAUUUGAGUGAGCUAACAAUGAGCAAUCAAUCAUCAUUUUGCCCAGAUUUAAAUGGGAUUGAAGAAGAUAAAGUUCCUGAUACGCCGACCUCUGUUGACAGUUUGCAUACUUUGCACAAGAAACUGCUGCUACUUGAAAAGAAGGAUUCAGGAACUGAAGAUUCUUUAGAUGGAAGUGUCAUCAGUGAAUUUGAGUGCGGUGAUGGUGUCAUGACAAGUGAACGCCUGAAGACCGCACUAAAAGCUGAAAGAAAAGCUUUACAAGCUUUAUAUGCCGAAUUAGAAGAAGAAAGAAGUGCUUCUGCAGUGGCUACUAAUCAGACAAUGGCAAUGAUAAACAGACUUCAGGAAGAAAAGGCACAAAUGCAAAUGGAAGCUUUGCAGUAUCAAAGAAUGAUGGAAGAACAAUCUGAAUAUGAUCAAGAAGCUUUGCAACUUUUAAACGAGCUUAUGGUAAAGAGGGAAAAGGAAAAGCAGGAGCUAGAGAAAGAACUGGAGAUAUGCAGGAGGAAAGUAAUGGAAUAUGAGACAAAAGAAAGGAUGAGACUGUUAAGAAAAAGCAAGGAUGGAAGCGCUAGAAGUGGAUUCUCCUCAACCUCAUGCAGCAAUGCUGAGGAUAGUGAUGAGUUGUCCAUUGAUCUGAAUCAAGAAGCAAAGGAAGACGAUAGCUAUUAUAGUCAUCAUGAGUGCAGUAAUCACCACAACACUCCUGUGGAUGCAGUUCUGAAUCUGGAAGAAUCUUUAGCUGAUUUUGAGGAAGAGAGGCUGUCCAUUCUAGAGCAACUAAAGGUUUUAGAAGCAAAGCUUGUGACGUUGGAUGAUGAAGAUGAACAACGCUUUGAGGAUGUUAGACCUCUAGAACAUUUGCAUGAAGAAAAUGGAGUAAAAGGUCAUGUAGAUGGUGAAGUAAAUGGCCAUGUCAAUGGAUACUCAAAGGAAAUGAUCAAUGGUAAACACCACCAUGAAAGAAGAAUUACCCCUAUAAAAGGCAGGAGCCUUCUUCCUAUUUUUGAUGCAAUCAGUGAUGAAAAUGGAGACGUGGAACUAAAUGGAGAUCUAAAUGGUUUUGAUCAUCCUAAUGGGGUGCAUGAUUUGGAUAUGAGAAAUCUAGAAGUGGAAGACAAGAACGUGGCCAUUGAGGAAGAGGUGGAUCAUCUGUAUGAAAGGCUACAAGCUCUUGAAGCAGAUAGGGAGUUCUUAAAACAUUGCAUAAGUUCCUUGAAGAAAGGUGACAAAGGAAUGGAUCUUCUUCAAGAAAUACUACAACAUCUUCGAGACUUGAGAAAUGUUGAGCUUCGAGCUAGAAACUUCAGUGAUGGCGCUAUAGUAUGAGAUUGAACUUCGACAUCAUGCCAAAGAAGAUGGUUGACAGCAUUUCUGCGGUUCAGUUGCAGCAAUGGACUUGCGAUGGAAGAAGAAGUGCAGAGGAUGAUCCUCUGGUCAUCAUUGAGAUAGCUGUAUGAAAUUCCAAAAAAAUUUUGGGUCAGUCAUAAGUGAAACUGUCAUGGGAAGUCCCUUCAGUGGAAGAGGAGGCUCCUGGUAUCAAUGGUCUACAUUUUGGAAAUCUUGGUGGACAGGAAGUUGAAGUGUCUGCCUGAACUUUGUUCUUUUGUUUCCCCUGGUUAUUGAGUCCAUCAGUAUACACCCAAAUUUUUGUGGGGGGCGGUGUCCAUCACCUCCUUUUGAGGGAAAGGGGGAAGAUGAAUGUAUCUGUGUGUAGUCUAGUGAACGAGUCCGUCCUGUCAUUUGUAUUUUGUGAGGAAAAGUCCUGGCUUGCAAAGCUGGAGAUAUCCAACUAAAGAUUCCAGUGCCAGGUGAGUAGGGCUAGAUUAUUUCUAGGCAUUUAGGAGUAGCAAAUCCUGCUUUUGUUUUUUUGUUUUCUUUCUUUUUUUUUCCAGUUUUAGUUUUAUUAUUUUCGAGGUAAGGGAAAGAGGAGUAAAAAACUUCCCUUUUCCUAUCUCAUCUUUGCAUCGUUUCAUCAAGAGGUUUGUUUAUUAUAUGAAGGGCAAAGUUAGUAGUUGAAUACUCUGUAUCCACUUGUAAGUAUAUAAAAUGAGUGUUUGAGUAA